Messenger RNA from Clupea harengus (Atlantic herring), 4436 nucleotides. It is a transcript of the gene dhx9, whose product is annotated as DExH-box helicase 9. Gene Ontology annotation, cellular component: ribonucleoprotein complex; nucleolus; intracellular anatomical structure. Gene Ontology annotation, biological process: positive regulation of transcription by RNA polymerase II; regulation of mRNA processing. Gene Ontology annotation, molecular function: RNA helicase activity; ATP binding; 3'-5' DNA helicase activity. The record is from RefSeq and is a predicted model, not a curated record. NCBI's taxonomy places the organism in Eukaryota, Metazoa, Chordata, Actinopteri, Clupeiformes, Clupeidae.
AUCUGAGGAAGUUGAUCUGAAUGCAGGUCUCCAUGGCAACUGGACACUGGAAAAUGCCAAGGCUCGGUUGAACCAGUUCUUCCAAAAGGAGAAGAACCAAACUGAUUACAAAUACAGCCAAGUUGGGCCUGACCACAACAGGUCAGGCCGGGUCGCACGGGUCCCCUUCUAGAAGCAGACGAUGUGUGAAUGAUAUAUGACCAUGUCUGCCACUUAUCAGUUUAAUCGAAACACUGUGUUUUGCGUGUCUCUAUGGGAAUAGGUUAACAUAGGAUUGUUCAGGAGGAGAUCAUCAGUUGGAGGCUGGAUAAGGCUAGCCAGAAAGCCUGUGUAGUAGUUAGGUGGAGAGUAUGUUUUUCUGCUGGACUACAGUGAUGUGAGAGACCUUCUUGGGGUGCAGAGAACCUCUGGGAGAUCUCAGAAAGCUUCCAUAAAGUUAGACUCAGCAGUUGCUUCUGAUAUUGUGAGUCACAACAUUUAAACUUCCUUCUGUUACAUUUCAAGUAUUGUCGUCAAGUUCUAUCAGUAAAAAAAAGGAAAUCAGACAGCAACUGCUGAAGCUUUCUUUAAUAUCAGUGGAGACAGAUGUCAUCAAGUUUGCCAAAGUCCUCUAAUUGGCUCUUCCGUUAGUGGAUUUUGGCUCACUGUGUCAGUAGGAUGGUGUAUGGUUGGGCUAUGGCGAUACCAGAAAUCACAACCUUACAUGUUAAAAACAUGUGACAUCACUUAGGGUGCACUAAGUUGUCGCAUGGUGUAACGUGAAGUGGGACCGGUGUGGGUGAGGCUUGGUAAUGUCUGGUUGUGAUUUCUGGUGUCACUUUCCCACUAGGAGUGGAAGGCUGUGGAUACUUGGAAACAGUUCUGAUUGGUUUGCAGAAGUCUGGCAGAAAAACAUAAACACCACUGAGGGGGCAUUGUGGACGUUAGGGUUCUCCCUUGCAGCUGGCUGUGCUAGCCAUUGCUUGUGAAGGUCUGAGGAGCUUCAUUGCUGAAAUGACAAUUUUUGUCAGGCAGCUUGGUAGAAAGAUAAUUGCUCGUGAACAUGGCUCCAAUAAGAAGUUGGCAGCCCAGUCCUGUGCUCUGUCUGUUGUCCGGCAGCUGUACCAUCUGGGUGUCAUUGAAGCUUACACUGGAAUGACUAAGAAGAAAGAGGGUGAGACGGUGGAGGUUUAUGAAGUGAAUGUACCAGAUGAGGUGAUGCACCAGCUUCAGAGCGUCACCCAGGAAUUGGGUAUUCAGAUCCCCUUACUGCCUGAGGAUCCAAGCUCUCCGGUGUCUCUGGUUCAGGGGAAGUUGGCCAGCUUUGAGCCGGCUCAGAGGCAGAGCACAGCAGGGGUGGUGCCCUGGUCACCCCCACAGGUCAACUGGAACCCCUGGACCAGCAGCAACAUUGAUGAAGGCCCUCUGGCUUUUUGUACCCCAGAGCAGAUAAGUGCAGACUUGCUGGGAGAGUUGAACUAUCAGCUAGAGAAUGAUGAAAACCUCCAGAUGGGUAUAAAGGACAGGGACAAGCUUCCAGUGAAGAACUUUGAGGAGGCGAUCAUGAAUGCCAUCCACAGCAAUCCUGUGGUGAUCAUCCGCGGAGCCACGGGCUGUGGCAAAACCACACAGGUGCCCCAGUACAUCCUGGACUACUUUAUCAAGAACAGCCGUGCUGCCGACUGCAACAUAGUUGUUACCCAGCCUCGGCGUAUCAGCGCGGUGUCCGUGGCUGAGCGCGUGGCCUACGAGAGAGGAGAGGAGGUGGGCAAGAGCUGUGGCUACAGCGUGCGCUUCGAGUCCUUCUUGCCCAGGCCUCACGCCAGUGUGCUGUUCUGCACAGUCGGGGUGCUUCUGAGGAAGCUGGAGUCUGGAAUCAGAGGGAUCAGUCACGUGAUUGUUGAUGAAAUCCACGAGAGGGAUCUCAAUACGGAUUUCCUGAUGGUUGUGCUGAGAGACGUGGUCCAGGCAUACCCUGAGGUUCGCGUCAUACUGAUGUCUGCCACCAUCGACACCACCAUGUUCAAAGAGUACUUCUUCAGUGCCCCAGUCAUAGAGGUGCAUGGGCGCACCUUCCCUGUCCAAGAGUAUUUCCUUGAGGACUGUGUUCAGAUGACUCAGUUCGUCCCCCCUCCCAUGGAAAAAAAGAGGAAGGACAAAGACGAGGAAGGAGGAGAAGAUGAGAUGAAUUGUAACCUGAUCUGUGGAGCGGAGUACGGGCCAGAGACCAAGCGCUCCAUGUCUCAGCUGAACGAGAAGGAGACCUCCUUUGAGCUGAUCGAGGCUUUGCUCAAGUACAUCGAGACGCUGGAGGUGUUUGGGGCCGUGCUGGUCUUCCUGCCCGGGUGGAACCUCAUCUAUUCCAUGCAGAAGCACCUGGAGAUGAACCCGCACUUUGGAAGUCAGCGCUACAGGAUCCUGCCUCUCCACUCUCAGAUCCCCAGGGAGGAGCAGAGACUGGUGUUUGAGUCUAUGCCUGAGGGUGUGACCAAGGUGAUCUUGUCAACCAAUAUUGCAGAGACCAGUAUUACAAUCAACGAUGUUGUCUACGUCAUUGAUUCUUGCAAGCAGAAGGUGAAGCUGUUUACAUCCCAUAAUAAUAUGACCAACUAUGCAACGGUCUGGGCUUCAAAGACCAACCUGGAGCAGAGGAAAGGGCGAGCUGGCAGAGUCCGGCCUGGCUUCUGCUUCCACCUCUGCAGCAGAGGCCGCUUUGACAGGCUGGAGACCCACAUGACUCCGGAGAUCUUCCGCACGCCGCUGCAUGAAGUGGCCCUCAGCAUCAAGCUGCUCAGACUGGGAGCCAUCGGCCACUUCCUGUCCAAAGCCAUCGAACCUCCGCCCCUGGACGCCGUCAUUGAGGCGGAACACACACUCAGAGAGUUGGAUGCCCUUGACUCAAAUGACGAGCUCACUCCCCUGGGGCGCAUCCUGGCCAAGCUGCCCAUUGAGCCCCGCCUGGGCAAGAUGAUGAUCAUGGGCUGCAUCCUCAAUGUUGGUGAUGCAGUGUGCACCAUCUCAGCAGCUUCCUGCUUUCCAGAGCCCUUCAUCAGCGAGGGUAAACGCCUGGGCUUUGUCCACAGGAACUUUGCCGGCUCACGCUUUUCAGACCACGUGGCCCUUUUGUCUGUAUUUCAGGCCUGGGAUGAUGUCCGAAUGGGUGGAGAGGAGGCAGAGACGAGGUUCUGUGAGCACAAGCGACUUCACAUUCACACUCUCAGGAUGACCUGGGAGGCCAAAGUGCAGCUGAAGGAAAUUCUCAUCAAUGCAGGCUUCCCUGAGGAAUGUCUGAUGAACCAGAUGUUCAACAACGUUGGCCCUGACAACAACCUGGAUGUGGUCAUCUCCCUGCUGACCUUUGGCUCCUAUCCCAACGUGUGCUACCACAAAGAGAAGAGGAAGAUUCUAACCACUGAGGGCCGAAACGCUCUCAUCCACAAGUCUUCUGUCAAUUGCCCCUUCAGCAACCAUGACAUGGCGUACCCUUGUCCGUUCUUCGUGUUUGGAGAAAAGAUCAGAACUCGAGCUAUCUCAGCCAAAGGAAUGACUAUGGUCAGCCCUUUACAGCUCAUCCUGUUUGCUGCAAAGAAAAUUACCUCUAAUGGUGACUUUGUGGAGCUGGAUGAUUGGAUCAAGCUCCGAAUCCCCCAUGAGGUGGCGGGGUCUGUUGCAGCCCUGAGGGCAGCGCUGGAGGCUCUGGUGGUGGAGGUGACCAAAGACCCGGAAAUCAUCAACCAGCUGGACCCAACCAACCAGCGCAUGCUGAACGUACUGCGGCUCAUCUCCAAACCUUCCUCUGCCGGGAUCAACCUCAUGGCCAACAACCGAAGACUUGGUGAUGGCCCUCCGCCUCCAAAAAUGCAGAGAUUCGACGGAAGUGGUGAAGGAGGGUUCAGGGGACGUGGUGGGGGCUUGAGGCCAGGCAGCGGCUACAGAGGAGGUGGAGGGUACCGUGGAGGAGGAGGAGGAUAUGGUGGUGGGGGGGGAUACAGGGGCUCUGGAGGCUUCAGAGGCAGAGGUGGCUAUGGAGGAGGAGGAGGAGGAGGAGGAGGGGGAGGGGGAGGUGGAGGUGGUUAUAGGGGUGGAAGCGGAGGAGGAGGUGGUUAUAGGGGUGGAAGCAGAGGAGGCUAUGGUGGCGGAGGAAGAGGUUUCAGGGGUGGUUUUUAAAGGAAUUUAAUGAAAAAGAUGUUUGUGUUAAGUGUUUGUAUAACAAAGUAUAAUUUUUUUUUUAAGUUUCAUGCAAAAGUGCUCCAAUGUUUAAAAAUGCCAGUACAGCUUUCCUCAAGUUUAGUCAGCCUGAACAUAUCUUAAGAUAAUUAUUGCUAACAAUUUCCUAAUUGUUUGACCAUACUGUUUUGUGAUAUUGAUAUAAAUGUUUUCCAUGUCUGUAAAAUUGCUUUGAAAGACAAGAUAGAAAUACUUGUACUUUUCAUAAAUUUUCUUUAAUGUUUGAAAAA